Molecule: messenger RNA, 4159 nt
Organism: Oncorhynchus kisutch (coho salmon)
Lineage: Eukaryota; Metazoa; Chordata; Actinopteri; Salmoniformes; Salmonidae
Product: mitofusin-1-like
Exons: 18
Coding region: 171-2408 (745 amino acids)
Biological process (GO): mitochondrion localization; mitochondrial fusion
Cellular component (GO): mitochondrial outer membrane
Molecular function (GO): GTP binding; GTPase activity
Source: RefSeq, a predicted model, not a curated record
UAUAGUCACUCCCCUUUGCCCUGAUCGUUUGGAGCUGCUGGGACUGAGUAAUAAAUGAAUUGUUAGCUAGCGACCUGUAUCAAUAACCUUACCAAAUAUUGACUCCUGUCUGUGGUAUGAAAAGGUAGCUUUGGCCAUCUCGCCUGAAGUUGUGAUCAGAAAGCUGAAGCAUGGAUUCGCCUCAGGACGACUUCUCUCCACUCAAACGCUUUGUAGUGGCCAAGAAAAAGAUAAGUGACGUGUUUGAUCAACUGCUGGAGUAUGUGAAGGAAGGUUCUGUGUUUGUAGAAGAAACUUGUCGGAAUGACGCCUUAGAGAAUAUUGCAAGUCGGGAGCAACAGGAGCAGAUUCAGGCGUAUGCCGGAAAACUGCAAACUAUAAAAGAUGUGCUGGCACGCAGACACAUGAAGGUGGCCUUCUUUGGCAGGACGAGUAAUGGGAAGAGUACAGUGGUGAAUGCCAUGCUGAGGGACCGGGUGCUGCCCAGUGGCAUGGGUCACACCACCAACUGCUUCCUGAGUGUGGAGGGCACGGACUCGAACAAUGCUUACCUCAAGACGGAGGGCUCAGAGGAGGAGAAGAGCAUCAAGACUGUGAACCAGCUGGGUCACGCUCUGCACAUGGACCAGAGUCUGGAUGCAGGCUGCCUGGUCCGAGUCUUCUGGCCCAAGACCAAGUGUGCCCUGCUCCGAGACGACCUGGUCCUUGUAGACAGCCCUGGGACAGAUGUCACCACACAGCUGGACAGCUGGAUCGACAAGUUCUGCCUGGACGCUGAUGUCUUUGUGCUGGUGGCCAACUCUGAAUCAACCCUAAUGAACACGGAGAAGCAUUUCUUCCACAAGGUGAACGAGAAGCUCUCCAAACCCAACAUCUUCAUUCUCAACAACCGCUGGGACGCCUCAGCCAAUGAGCCGGAAUACAUGGAGGAUGUUCGAAAGCAGCACACGGACCGCUGCGUCAACUUCCUGGUGGAGGAGCUGAAGGUGGUGGACCGGGAGCAGGCGCCCAACCACAUCUUCUUUGUGUCAGCCAAGGAGGUGCUCAACUCCCGCAUGCAGCGCGCCCAGGGUAUGCCAGAGUCUGGUGGAGCUUUAGCCGAAGGUUUCCAGGAGAGGCUCAAGGAGUUCCAGAGUUUCGAGAGGAUAUUUGAGGAGUGUAUCUCGCAGUCAGCAGUGAAAACAAAGUUUGAGCAGCACACGAUCAGGGCCAAGCAGAUCACUGAAACGGUCAAAGCCAUCAUGGACGCCAUCAACAUCAAGGCAGCAGAGAAGAGAGUGGCCUCAUUGGAGGACCGUGAGUACCAGAUUGACCGUCUGGAGUUUGUGACGAACCAGCUCCAGCUGCUCAUAGAAGACAUCAAGAAGAAGAUCAAGGCUGUCACAGUGGAGGUGGAGAGCAAGGUGUCCAGCGCCAUGGGCGAAGAGAUCUGUCGUCUCAACGUGCUCAUCGAGGAGUUCCGCUCAGACUUCCACCCCUUGCCCGACAUCCUCAAGCGCUACAAAUCAGAGCUGCUGAGCCACAUCGAGGAGGGCAUGGGUAAGAACCUGGCCUUCCGCUGCUCCAAUGCCGUCAACGCCUCCGUGCAGUCCUCCCAGAGAGACAUGAUCGAGAGUCUGCAGCCUCUGCUGCCCCCUGCUGUUCAGAACCAGAUACAGAUGCUGGUGCCCUGUCACAAAUUUGACCUGAGCUACGACCUGAACUGUGCCACGCUCUGCUCGGACUUCCAGGAAAACAUAGAGUUCCAGUUCUCGAUGGGUUGGACGGCGCUGGUCAACCGCUUCCUGGGGCCCACCAACGCCAAUCGGGCCCUUAUGCUGGUCGACAAGAACUUCCCGAUGACGCGCUCCCUGUCCACCACACCCUCCAGCGGACCCUCCAGUGUCGCUGUUGCCCAGCCCCAGGACGCCGCGCUCUCCCAGGAGGACCUGAUGAUGUCCGUGGCCACCAACCUGGCCUCCCUCGCCUCCCACACAUCCUUGAGCAUGGUCAUCGUCGGAGGAGUGGUGUGGCGGACGGUGGGCUGGCGGCUCAUAGCCCUGUCGGCCUCCAUGUACGGCCUGCUCUACCUGUGGGAGAAGCUCACGUGGACCACCAAGGCCAAGGAGUGCGCCCUGAAGCGCCAGUUUGUGGACUACGCCACAGAGAAGCUGCAGCUGAUUGUCAGCUUCACCAGUGCCAACUGCAGCCACCAGGUUCAGCAGGAGAUGGCCACGACCUUUGCUCGGCUGUGUCAGCAGGUUGACCUGACAAAGAGGGAGCUGGAGGGAGAGAUCAGCCGACUGACCGCCAAGGUCCAGACUCUGGAGACCGUCCAGUCCCGCUCCAAGAUCCUCCGGCACAAAGCCACAGAGUUGGAGAGGCAGUUGGAGACUUUUACAGACCAAUAUCUGAAUCCCCAUCAUUGAUGGACUGGUCCUCUUCACUGGAGCCUGUCUUGGCAUUGACUCGCCUUGCCUGGACUCCCCUCCCCCUCAGAGAAAAUAUGUCCAUGCUUGAUAGUGUUCCUCCUGGAAUUUCCCCACCUCAAAACAGAUGUUUCUCCAAGAGAUUUGUGGAAGUGUCCAGUCUUCCACACACACAUUAUUGAAGGACUUUGCAGAGAACAAACUGCCUGUUUGUUGAACGCACACAACUGCCUGUUGUGUUACAAAUACAAAACUCAAACUGAAUACAGCUCCAAAGUUGGAGACAUAAAACCUGGGCUGUGAUGAAGUUGGAGACAUAAAACCUGGGCUGUGAUGAAGUUGGAGACAUAAAACCUGGGCUGUGAUGAAGUUGGAGACAUAAAACCUGGGCUGUGAUGAAGUUGGAGACAUAAAACCUGGGCUGUGAUGAAGUUGGAGACAUAAAACCUGGGCUGUGAUGAAGUUGGAGACAUAAAACCUGGGCUGUGAUGAAGUUGGGUGCUGUAUCCUGUACAUUGAAACUACUGCUCUUUUAACUGUGAAUAUGCUUUUUACUCAUGAAGUAAUAAAUGUGUGUGUAUGUUUAGACAAAUGUAGGCAUGUGAUUUUCAUUCAGGGCUGAGUUUGUUCUGGUUCACCCUUGGUACUGGUACCCCCAUUGUAUGUGUAUGUGUGUGUGUGUGUAUAUAUAUAUAUAUAUAUAUAUAUAUAUAUAUAUAUAUGACAUUCGGAAAGAAUACAGACAGCCUUAUUAUUAGUAUACAGACAGCCUUAUUCUAAAAUGUUUUUGUUUUGCUCAUCGAUCUACACACAAUACCCCAUCAAGGCAAAGGGUGGCUACUUUGAAGAAUCUCAAAUAUAUUGAUUUAACACUUUGAUUACUACAUGAUUCCAUAGUUUUGAUGUCUUCGCUAUUAUUCAAUGUAGAAAAAUAGUUUAAAAAAUAAAGAAACCCUUGAAUAAGUAGGUGUCCAAACUUUUAUAACGUGUGUUUUUUUUUUUUUUACAAUGGGGUACCAGUGUCAAAAGGUCAACCAGAACAAAUUCAGCUCUGAAUGGAAAUCGCAUGUCUAAACACUCUCUCACAAACCCAUUUACUUCAGGAGUUAGAGAAAGGCAGAUGCAGUUCUAAAAGCUGUUGUUUUGUUAGGGACCUUCUUGAAUUCAGCGGCAAUCCAUUUGACUUAAAGAAAAUGCCUUUUCUCUUCAGAAGAAAAAUGACUUAUGAGUCAUGUCUGACUGAGGAAAUACAACACCGUGUAGAUAGUCUUAACAAGAAGCAUUUUGUAGUUUCUCUGCGGUUUGUUCCAUCAUGACAGGUCAAAUUAGUCUCCACUUUUUUUUCAUUUUUUUUCACAAGGUUUUCUUGAAUUAAUUUAAAUACCUCUUAUCAGAAUUGAUUAAAAUAUAUGCUAUGUAAUUGUCUAGAUGUGUUUUUAUUUUUUUUCUCUCCCAAGAAUAGCAUUCGUUGUAGACUCUCUAAUCGACUCAAAAUGAAACUGAAGAUGAAGGACUCCACUUAGAAGUGGAAAGGGGAUGUACAGUGCCUUAAGUAUUCAUCCCCCUUGGUGUUUUUCCUAUUUUGUUGCAUUACAUACUAACUUAAAUUGAUUUUGGGGGGAUUUCAUGUAAUGGACAUGUCCAACUUGGUGAUGUGAAACAAAUAACUUGUUCUGGAAAAAGUUAGUGGGUCUUGCAUCUGUAUUCACCCCCUUGCUAUGAAUCCCCUAAAUAAGAUCUGCUGCAACCAA